Molecule: messenger RNA, 894 nt
Organism: Podospora pseudocomata
Lineage: Eukaryota; Fungi; Ascomycota; Sordariomycetes; Sordariales; Podosporaceae
Exons: 1
Coding region: 1-894 (297 amino acids)
Molecular function (GO): nucleic acid binding
Source: RefSeq, a predicted model, not a curated record
AUGAACUCCAACCGCUCCCGUCCCGAUAGCCGGGCUGGCCGUGCUAGCGAGCGCGUUACCUUUGAUGAGAUAGCGCUCAGUGACGACGAACGUAUUGCCACAGUUUUCCACCCCAUGAAGGCCUUAGCCAACCGUAACGAGGCCGACGAGCAAGCGUUGGGGGACGAGCGGGAGAGGCGCGGGUUCUCCCGCAACUACCGCGGCGAUAUGAACAAUCCCAAGAACCAGCGCGGCAUGGUUUCCGACAAUGAGAACACCAGCUUGUUCAUCACCCGGUUGCCUGCGGAUGUCACCCCCGCUCAGCUCUUGAAAGCCCUCGCCCCCCAUGGACCUUUCGGGAGGGUUUGGUCAGUCCACAUCAUCCCUGCCAAUGCCGACAAGGGCCAGACAGGGGCCGCGGCAAAGCUCAUCAUGUUCGAUCGCGCUGGGGCUGAGGCGGUAUACAACUUCAUUCACCGCGGCGGUCUUUCUUUCUACAAUGGGUCGACCGGGAUCCGGGCGAUUGUCUCCUGGAACCAGGUCAAGUCACCGCCGUCCGAUCCCCGGGGCACCAAGUCGCGCGUUCUCAUUAUCUCGGGCCCUGCCGACUUUGUCGAUGUGAAGAAGCUCAGAGCUCUGUUCAGUCGCUACUUCAUCUAUCAGGAGGAGGAAGUCAAGCUUACCUCGCAUCGGGACUCCAAGCAUGAGAUUGAGUUCAGGUUCUGCUGCUUUCACGCUCAGGCGGAGGCCGCAUCGGUCUUCCUCAGACGUUUGAAACCUUCAAGUGUGUUUGUCAAGUUUGGAGCCGACCCUCUUGCUCAGCAGCCCCCAGCAAACGCUCAGGCUCGGUCGUCUGUAGCGGAGGACCGCUGGGCCCUGUUGGGUCAGCGCAGACGUGGAGGAUCUAGUUCUUAA